CCGCGACCACUGUCAUCAGUACAGUUGCGUUUAAAUUUGGCGCAUUUAGUUCGCGUUGUGUUCGCACAGGUUGUAUGUUAUUGUUGUGAGUCCCGGCACCACGGUCCGGCUGUGCCCGCAGCCCUGCACUGUGUCGGACACGGUGGCGCGUGUGCUUAGAAAGUGAAACAACAAAGGAUUACAGUGCACAUAGUUGGAAACAAAAAGUAACGUGGGAACGCUUUCUAUACUAUGGAAAAUGAUCAAAUGCACCAAACGACCAGGCACUUCCAAUCUGUAAAUAAAAGUGUGUUAGUUUCUUGUAAUUUAGCUAAAAAGCAGUGAAAAUGUCAACAACAAAAAUGGCAACUAGAGAAGUGAAAUCUUCCAACUCAGCGAACAUAUUAAUGUGCAAACAGUGGUGGAAAGUGUGCUGGAUGUACGGUGAUCAGGAAAAGUACUACAGACAACUCUAUGGCAAGAGGAAACUGAACGCUAUGAACUCAGAGUUUCUAAACUUUGACAAUGUGGACUCAAAGCGAUCCGGCGCACAGAUAACUGAACUAACAGACGAAUUCUUCGAUAACAAUUACGGUUCACAAAUAGACCCUGCACCGGAUGAAAGUAACGCAGAAACGAAAGCGUGGUUCGGUGUCGAAUCGGAACCGAUCUACGGUUUCGAAUCGACGUGGCAGAAAGACCAAAGAAGACAACCGAUUCGUCAAAGCUACGAUGAUUUAAAUAACAUUCUUGAUGAAAAUCUUAACACAGAUGCUAUAAAGACGAUGCUACAGAACGGACUACCUCAAGAACCUAAAACGAAGCUGUUGGAUUCCAAAGAGCAAGUUCAUCGGAACGGCGAAGUACUCGGAAAGACAUCUAAAACAGUUUGUAAAACUAAAAAAGGUGCAAUAGUUACGGAAGAAACUGAAAUUUGUACGGACGGAAAGACGUCUGCUAAUUUAAGGUUUCAACGGUCCACAGUGAAAACGGGUCCUAAUAAAGUUAAGGAAGUGUUGCAGCCGGUGAAAGAGGACACAGUGCUAGUCGAGUGCUCGCGACGAAAGUGUGUGGGCGACAGGCUGACCACCACCACCAGGACAUUGGUCACCGUCUCACAGACAUCCACGACCUCUUGCAACGAACCCGUAUGCCGCAACUGCGUGGUGUCGCCGACGGGCUCAUCCCCGCCGCCGCUGCACGAGCAGGCAGUUUCGCCCCCGCCGCCCGCGCCGCCCUCCCCGGGCGCCUCGCCCCCCGCGCCCCACGUACACCCAGCUCUGCCCUCUCCGCAGCCCAGCCACAGCGGCUCCUCCGCACCGAGCCAAUGCAACUCACCCCACCCCUACUCCUAUCCUAACUUUCGGCGCAGUCAGCCGCCGCCGGGCCAGGCGUUCCCGGAGUACAACCUGCUGCAUAGCCAUAGCGUGUCCCAGCUGCACCAACCCGGCCAGAGUUACCGGUCGCCGCAGUCCCCGCAGUCCGCCAUGUCGCUCUCCCCGCAUCCCGCACCUCAGGGCAAGCUGCGCGGCCUGCUGGAGCACGCCGAGCGGCUCAUGAAGCCCGGGGACCCCCACCGCCACUCGCAGAGCGAUGACGACUCCGGAUGUGCCCUAGAAGAGUACACGUGGGUCCCGCCCGGACUUCGACCUGAACAGGUGCACCUGUACUUCUCAGCGCUGCCAGAGGACAAGGUGCCUUACGUGAACAGCGUGGGCGAGCGCCACCGCCUCAAGCAGCUGCUGCAGCAACUGCCGCCACAGGACAACGAGGUGCGAUACUGCCACGCGUUGUCGGACGAGGAGCGCAAGGAGCUGCGGCUGUUUAGUGCGCAGCGUAAGAGAGAGGCUCUCGGUCGCGGUCAGGCGCGCCAGCUGCAUGCACCAGCGCCAUGCGAGAGGUGCGAGGAGACGAUGUCAGCGGGCGACAUGUGUGUGACGGCGGCGCGAGCGGGCCCUGCGGCGCGCUGGCACCCCGGCUGCUUCGUCUGCACAUCCUGCCAGGAGCUGCUCGUCGACCUUGUCUACUUCUGGAGAGACGGCCGUCUCUACUGCGGCCGGCACCAUGCUGAAACGCUCAAGCCAAGGUGUUCGGCAUGCGACGAGAUAAUCUUGGCGGACGAGUGCACGGAGGCGGAAGGGCGCGCGUGGCACAUGAAGCACUUCGCGUGCGCCGAGUGCGCGCGACAGCUGGGCGGGCAGCGCUACAUCAUGCGCGAGGCGCGGCCCUACUGCUUGCCCUGCUUCGACGGCCGCUUCGCCGAGUACUGCGAUGCGUGCGGCGAGCCCGUCGGCGUGGACCAAGGCCAGAUGUCGCACGAGGGACAGCACUGGCACGCCACCGAGCGCUGUUUCGCCUGCCACACGUGCCGCGCCAGCCUUCUCGGUCGCCCCUUCCUGCCGCGCCGCGGCGCCAUCUACUGCUCCAUAGCCUGCUCGCGCGGCGAACCGCCCACGCCCUCCGACUCCUCGGGGCCCGGCCCGCGCCCGCCGCGCGCGCAGGCGCUGGUGGCGCCGGGUCACGCCUCGUCCAUGCCAGAGUUGACAGGGGGAGAAGGACGGCGGGCGCGCGGUGGGCGCACUGUGCGCUUCUGCGGCGACGAUAACCGCGCCUUCGAGCCGGACGAGCCGGUGCGGAGGGAGCGGGCGCGCGAGGAGGAUGCGAGCAGCUACUGCAGCACAUGCUCAUCCUCCUCAUCGUCGACGGAAUCGUACAGCCUGCCGACGCGGCGCGCUUACGGCGGCGUGCGCAUUUCCUACGUGCCCAACGACGCGGUGGCGUGCGCGCGCCGCGAGCGCCGCCGCAAGAGCGCCGGACAAGACAAGAACUGCAUCAUCUCGUGAUAGCGGCUCCCCUCAGCCCCGCACCCCCUAGUGACGUUAACCUCCGACCGAAAGACUGACUUUUUGAUAGUUUUUUUAGCACAUAACGCCAUAGUAAUCUAAUGAAUAAUGUAGAGAAAUCGUCUUCCUCAUAAAAGAUAAUACUCAGUAUGUUGCUCAAAGUUGAAAUAUUUAAAUAAUAACGUCUUUAAGCGGCCAGUGUUGCACAUCUUCCGCACCGCCACGCCGCACCGCUGUUGUUCUUCGUGCUGCUCCGCGGCAUGUGCACAUAUGUUUGUUUCGGUGGAACAUACCAAUAUUACGGUCCUGUAUAUGUUUAAAUUGCCUUGGUAGUUGUGAAUGGGUGCAUUGGACUUGGUUAUUGAGAUUGAGGUACAUCAAUACAGAACCAAAAAAAAA
Messenger RNA from Papilio xuthus (Asian swallowtail), 3221 nucleotides. It is a transcript of the gene esn, whose product is annotated as espinas. Bases 327 to 2822 code for a protein of 831 amino acids. The record is from RefSeq and is a predicted model, not a curated record. Lineage: Eukaryota; Metazoa; Arthropoda; Insecta; Lepidoptera; Papilionidae. Gene Ontology annotation, molecular function: zinc ion binding. The transcript is spliced from 8 exons.